CCGCCCCUCCAUGGUCUGCCGCGAGCUCCUCGGACUCUGCCCGGAGCGGACCUCGGGGGCGCGGGGCUCCAGCGUCAGUCGGAUCCCAGGUCAUGGCGGUCCCGGGGCGUGCGCCGGCAGCUGGAGCCAGGCCUAGGUUAGAUCUGCAGUUUCUCCAGCGGUUCCUGCAGAUACAGAAGGUUUUAUUUCCCUCUUGGUCAUCACAGAAUGCCUUGAUGUUCCUGACCCUUUUGUGUGUGACCCUACUGGAACAAUUGGUCAUCUACCAGGUUGGCUUGAUUCCCAGUCAGUACUAUGGAGUCCUGGGAAACAAAGACUUGGAUGGAUUUAAGAAUCUGACCUUCCUGGCUGUCAUGCUCAUUGUUCUCAACUCCAUGCUGAAGAGCUUUGACCAGUUCACCUGCAACCUUCUGUAUGUGAGCUGGAGGAAGGACCUCACCCAGCACCUCCACUGCCUCUACUUCCGGGGCCGCGUGUAUUACACCCUCAACGUGCUGCGCGAUGACAUCGAUAACCCGGACCAACGCAUCAGCCAGGAUGUGGAGCGAUUCUGCCGGCAGCUCAGCAGCAUGGCCAGCAAGCUGAUCAUCUCCCCCUUCACCCUGGUCUACUAUACUUACAAGUGCUUCCAGAGCACAGGCUGGCUCGGGCCCUUGAGCAUCUUCGGGUAUUUCCUUCUGGGAACCAUGGUGAACAAAACCUUGAUGGGGCCCAUUGUGGCGAAGCUGGUGCACCAGGAGAAGCUGGAAGGGGAUUUUAGGUUCAAGCACAUGCAGAUUCGGGUGAAUGCCGAGCCUGCUGCUUUCUACAGAGCUGGGCACGUGGAGCACAUGAGGACAGACUGCAGGCUGCAGAAACUUCUCCAGACCCAGAGGGAGCUGAUGUCCAAGGAACUCUGGCUGUACAUCGGUGUCAACACCUUUGACUAUCUGGGCAGCAUCCUGAGUUACAUUGUCAUUGCGAUCCCCAUUUUCAGUGGGGUCUAUGGAGACCUGAGUCCCACAGAACUUAGCACCCUGGUCAGCAAGAAUGCCUUUGUGUGCAUCUACCUCAUCAGCUGCUUCACCCGCCUCAUCGACCUCUCCACCACGCUCUCGGACGUGGCCGGUUACACGCACAGGAUUGGGGAGCUUCGGGAGACCCUGCUGGACAUGUCCUUGAAGUCACAGGACGGCGAGAGCGAGUGGGGCUUAGACAAGGCCCCAGGGUGGCCAGCAGCACAGCCAGCAGACACGGCUUUCCUCCUUGAGCGGGUCUCCAUCUCAGCCCCCUCCGCCGAGAAGCCCCUAAUCAAGGAUCUGAGUCUGAAGAUCUCCGAGGGGCAGAGCCUGCUCAUCACGGGCAACACCGGCACUGGCAAGACCUCCCUGCUGCGGGUCCUGGGCGGCCUUUGGGCAAGCACACGGGGAUCAGUGCAGAUGCUGACGGACUUUGGGCCCCAUGGGGUACUUUUCCUGCCACAAAAGCCAUUCUUCACUGACGGGACCCUUCGGGAGCAGGUGAUAUAUCCCCUGAAGGAGAUCUACCCAGACUCAGGGUCUACAGAUGAUGAGAGGAUCAUGAGGUUCUUAGAAUUAGCAGGCCUGUCCAGCUUGGUGGCAAGGACAGAGGGCUUGGAUGAGCAGGUCGAUUGGAACUGGUAUGAUGUUCUGUCCCCAGGGGAGAUGCAGAGGCUCUCCUUCGCCCGCCUCUUCUACCUGCAGCCAAAGUUCGCAGUGCUUGAUGAGGCCACCAGUGCCUUGACAGAGGAGGUGGAGAGCGAGCUCUACCGCAUCGGCCAGCAGCUGGGAAUGACAUUCAUCAGCGUGGGACAUCGGCACAGCCUUGAAAAGUUUCAUUCCUUGGUUCUCAAACUCCAUGGAGGAGGAAGAUGGGAACUGACCAGAAUCAAAAUGAAAUGAAGCCAAGGAUGUGGAUGACCACUGGAAGGAGAGCUGCACUCCAGGCAUGUCACAGUCCCCGGGGGAGACCAGGAGGACUGACGGCAAGAAUGACCCUCCAUGCCAAACAGGGUCACAUGGGGCCUAUUGCAGGAACCUGGCAGUGGUGGGCUCAGCCCAGGUAUUGGCCUCUAUAGGAGACAUCGAGCCUCAGCCAGAGCCUCUAUAUACUUGAAAUGCCUAUUGCUUAUAAAUUACUUGUAAUUAUGUUUGCUAAAGAGAAUUCAGAAAGUGUGGGGUCUAUAAGAUGAAAAGUCAGGGCAGAAAGAGCAUUGGACUUGGAGUCAAGAGAUUCAGAAAUAUUUUACUCUUAAAUCAGUUAAGUUUUGCAAUGAUAGGUUUUUUUAACUUUUUUAACUUCAAUUAACCACUUAAGUUUUAUCACUUUUUUAAAAAGAAAAGUUAAACAUUACAAAACGUGGGGUUUUGCCUUUUUCUCUGGCUUUGCUAUUAUGGAAUGAUCUUUUUACUGAUUCUCCAGCCUUGUAUCUGAGUACUUGGAGGGAAGGGGCAGCACCCUCCACUUUGCUAGAGUCUUCUGCCGUGGUUGUUCGCUUCCCUCAUCUCCCUUUCUUCCCUUCCUUCAGUGUGGUGUGGUUUAGGACCUGAUGGAAAUAAAUCUCUUUCCACUUCCUAGCUAAAAUAAGGUUGGGGCCAGGCAUGGUGGCUCAUGCCUGUAAUCCUAAAGCGGGUAGAUUGCUUAAGCUCAGGAGUUUGAGACCAGCCUGAGCAAGAGCGAGAGCUUGUCUCUAAAAUUAGCUGGGCAUUGUGGCAAGCGCCUGUGGUCCCAGCUACAAGAGCAGCUGAGGCAAAGAGAAACACUUGAGCCCAAGAUUUUGAGGUUAUUGUGAGCUAAUAUGCCACAGCACUCUACCCAAGAAAUAGAGUAAGACUCUGUCUCUAAAUAAAUAAAUAGUUGGGAUUUUUCUAAAAAUAAUCUACAUUAGGAAACAACAACAGAUUAAACAAAGCCCAGAAAGCAUAAACCAUGAGGGGAAAGUUACUGUACCCAAACUUCUUGCUCCAGAGCAAUGUCCCCUAAAGUUCACUUGUCUAUAUAUCAUCUACAUGAUUUUUGCCAUGUUUGUAUAUUUACACUUACACUGUUCUUAACAUUUUUAAAACACUAACUCACUGUUUUAUUUUUUAUUUUAUUUACUGAUUUAUUUUUAAUUAAACAGUCUCACUUUACUGCCCUUGGUAGAGUGCCAUAGCGUUACAGCUCACAGCAACCUCAAACUCUUGUGCUCUAGCGAUCCUCUGGCUUCAGCCUCCCAAGUAGCUGGGAUUACAGGUGCUUGCCACAACACCUGGCUAUUUUUAGAGACGGGGUCUUGCACUUGCUCAGGUUGAUCUCCCAACUCCUGAGCUCAGGCAAUCCACUCGCCUCAGCCUUCCACAGUGCUAGGAUUAUAGGCAUGAGCCACCACACUAGACUUUAACUCACCUUUUUAAUUUAAAUACAUGUUUUAAAAAAAUUUUUACACUUGACUUAAAUGCAGAGUAACUAUAAAAAUAAAUAUUAAUACAGUGAAAACCAAACAGUGUUAUUAAACUGCAACUAUAUGGAGUUGCCUGCAAAGACUGUGAGGCUUGCUCUCUUCGUAAAAAAGGGAGGUUGGGAGAUGUGAGAGAGGAAUUAGGCAAUGCAGCACCCAAGUGGGAUUGUUCUCCUUAAUAGAAUUAGCAAGAUGGAAUAAGGAAUCGUACGUCUCACGGUAAGAUUUGAGUUUGUUUAAUGCCUUCUUGGUACCACUUAAAAGGCUUACUUUAUCCUUACCAACUUCUUCAACCUCUGAGCCUUUUUCACGAGUGCUGGUACUGGCAGAUUAUUGUAAAGAUCGAUUUCCUUCCCAACUCAGGUUCUUUGCAUCUGCUACUACUUCUACCUCUAAUAGGUUCCCAGUGCUGUUUCUGAUCUCCCUAGCAGGAACUGCCAGAGAAAGCUGCUCUCAGGGCAAACCCAGCACCUGUAUUCUUCACUCAUCUCAGAAAUGGAGGCUACUGAGAGUUUUAGAAUAGUUGAUUAAACCUGCAUGAAAGAAAUCAGGUCUUGCGCCCUUCAUGGUACAUUACAAGGACAGAAAUGUUGUUAAAUGUAUCAUGUAUCAGUCAGGCAAGUAAUUUUCCAAAUUUAAGUCCCAUUCUGCCACCCAGAGAACUAACCAGACCCACGCGGAUGAGGCAUAGGAAUGUCAGCUUAUGUCCCCCUGUUGCUCUUCUGGAAGAUCCUAGGCUGUGGGACAGGGUGAAAGGCCCUCUUUUGUUAUCUUCAUCCACUUCUGCUUGCCAUGUCAGCUUGUGUAUAGUAAAGUAGUACAGACAUCUAGGACCCAAUGUUUCCAAAACUGCACAUAAGAGCUUUCCCCAAAGCUUUCUGUAGUGUCUCCUCAGACAGUGAGUAGCACCACUGUCCGUCUGGAUGGUCAGAACUGGCCUCAUCCUUGGAGCACCCCCUCAGCCUCUAAGCAUUACAUCACGGUGUACUGUUGAUUUGACCCUGAAAAUAGAUCUUCUAGGCAAUCGCAAAAACAACCAAAAAUAAACAAAUAGAACUAAAUAAACUAAAAAGCUUCUGCACAGCUUAAAGACACAACAAUUAAAGCAAAUAGAUAACCUUCAGAGUUGGAAAAGAUAUUUGCAUGUUAUGAAUCUGACAAAGGGUUGAUAACUAGAAUCUACAGAGAACUCAAAUUAAUCAACAAAAAAAGACAAGUUUUAUGAUGUGGGUUAUUCUCACUGGGGUUGGGUGAUACCUUAGGAUGGUUUUGAUUUACAUUUCUCUGACAAUCAAGGACAAUGAGUAUUUUUUCAUGUUUGUUAGCCAUUCGUCUAUCUUCCUCAGAGAAGGUUCUGUUCAUGUGGCUUGCCCAGUGAUAGAUGGGACUGGUUGGUCUUUUUUAACAGACACCUCCCUACACACACACUUUAUAAGCAGAUAGGAGAGGACUUUGCAAAGCCUUUUUAGAUCCACCCACACCUAUACUGGCCACUUCACUCAAAACCAGUUGGGGAGGAGGUUAUUAGAACGGAAUUUUAAAAGUAUUUUUAAAAAAUAAAUGGUUGGGUGGUGCCUAUGGCUCAGUGGGUAGGGCACCAGCCCCAUAUACCGAAGGGGGUGGGUUCAAACCCGGCCCCAGCCAAAUUGCAACAACAACAACAAAAAAUAGCCAGGCAUUGUGGCGGACGCCUAUAGUCCCAGCUACUUGGGAGGCUGAGGCAAGAGAAUCACCUAAGCCCAGGAGUUGUAGGUUGCUAUGAGCUGUGACGCCACGGCACUCUAUUGAGGGCAAUAAAGUGAGACUCUGUCUCUACAAAAAAAUAAAAAUAAAUUAAAUGGUUAGGUCGGGCGCAGUGGCUCACGCCUAUAAUCCUAGCACGCUAUGAGGCCAAGCCAGGUGGAUUGAUUGAGCUCAUGAUUUUGAGACCAGCCUGAGCAAGAGCAAGAUCCUGUCUCUACUAAAAAUAGAAAAACUGAGGCAAAAGGUUCUCUUGAGCCCCAGAGUCAGAGGUUGCUGUGAGCUAUGAUGCCAGAACACUCUAACCAGGGCGACAUCUUGAGACUCUUGUCUCAAAAUAAAUAAAUUAAUUAAUAAAUUAAAUGGUUAAAGUUUGUACAGAAACUAAAGUGGCCAGAUCACCCAAGGCUGGGGAUCUGAGACCCAGGGCAAAAGGAAGGGUGACCCUUUCCAAGGAAGGGAGUCCUAAGAGACCUCAGGCCACCCCCAUUCCUGCCCAACAGUCACCGCCCUUAUCCUGACAAACCAGAGGAGUGGCUACAAUGUACCCAACCAGAGAUGCUGGUGGCCUUCUAGGCCAUUUCUGGCACACAAAAAAAGUGCAGGGAUACUGGAAAUCCUAGUUCAUAGGUAGUAGUAAUACUUAGGAAACAAGGCACAUAGGUAGCUCCAAACAUCCAUCCACCCACAAAAAAAUUAAAAUACAAGCAGAAACCAUCAGAAUCAACUUUGUCAGAAUUUUGGGCCUCUUUCCCUAUUCACCCUGGCAAUGGAGCCCCAUUUGCUGUCGUUGGUGAACAGAUCUUGCUCUAUAAGCCUGUAUCUUGUUCUUACUCUGUAAACUUACCUUUCUCUUCCUCAACAAGCUUUGUUCCAAACUUACCUUAAACAAACAAAACUGUCCGAGUUUUGGAAAAUAGUCAAAGGUUUACAACAAUGAUGGAAACACUGUAUCAAGAAAAAGACUGGGAAGGCCAGGCGAGGUGGCUCACACCUGUAAUCCCAGCCCUCUGGGAGGCCGAGGCGGGUGGAUUGCCUGAGUUCAUAAGUUCAAGACCAGCCUGAGCCAGAGUGAGACCUCAUCUCUAAAAAAAAUACCUGGACAUUGUGGCAGGUGCCUGUAGUCCCAGCUACUUGGGAGGUAGAGGCAAGAGUAUUGCUUGAGCCCAAGAGUUUGAGGUUGCUGUGAGCUGUGAUACCACAGCACUCUACUGAGGGUGACAAACUGAGACUCUGUCUUUAAAAAAAAAAGGAAAAAGACUAGGUAUGGUGGCUCACACCUGUAAUGCCAGCACUUUGGGAGGCCGAGGUGGGAGGAUUUCUUGAGGCCAGGAGUUUGAAGUUGCAGUAAGCUAUGAUGAUGUCACUGCACUCUAGCCAAAGUAAGACAGAGAUUCUGUCUCUUUUGUUUUUUUUUUUGGAGACAGAGCCUUAAG
Molecule: messenger RNA, 6615 nt
Organism: Nycticebus coucang (slow loris)
Lineage: Eukaryota; Metazoa; Chordata; Mammalia; Primates; Lorisidae
Gene: ABCD4
Product: ATP binding cassette subfamily D member 4
Exons: 19
Coding region: 93-1901 (602 amino acids)
Biological process (GO): very long-chain fatty acid catabolic process; peroxisome organization; long-chain fatty acid import into peroxisome
Cellular component (GO): peroxisomal membrane
Molecular function (GO): long-chain fatty acid transmembrane transporter activity; ABC-type transporter activity; ATP binding
Source: RefSeq, a predicted model, not a curated record